ACAAAAAUAUGAACAAAGUCAAGUGGUCUGAAUACUUUCCGAAUGCACUGUAUGUGCAAAUAUAAUCAUGAGGUGUGAGGGUAAUGAUAAUAAACAUUACAGAAACUAGAUUGCUAUGAAUUGCAACCAUUAAAGGUCAUGAACAGUCAACAUCAGAUUUUUUUUCAAACAUCUUUUCAAACAUCCUGUUGGUAGUUAGCCAUGAUAGAAACAUUUAUUUUCAGAAUGACUGUUCAGGAUAUUUAAGCUAUCAUGCAAUAUGACACUGAGGAUGGAAUGUCUCACUAACUCAUUCCUCAUUCUCUGGAACAUGUAUGUAGCCAACAGUCUAUUGCUCAAUUGAUCUAAUGCAUAGUUGAAGCUAGAAAUCAUUUAGAAAAUAUACCACCAGCAUCAUUACAAUAAAUACAGUACACCCCUACCCUCUCCCUCCUCCUUCCUCAAAUCUGCCCCUCCCUUCUCUCUCUCUCUUACCUCAUGUCUCAUACAAUGCCAUGUUAAUGUGUCACUCAAAGGUAUGUUCCUGUCUUUUAACUGCCAGUUGAGUUGAGGUGGGGGUAUAUGCAUGUCUACCCAUGACAGACGAUUCAUUCCCCAUGUCUAUCUGUUCUUGGUUUAAACAUUAACUCUGCGCCAUCCAAUGGAUGCAGUCCCGUGCACAGAUGCCCUAAGAUUAUUUUUAUCUCUCCAUCAUAUCUCCUUCUGAGCAGAAUUACUUGAUCAUGAGGCUAUAUACUCAUGCACCUUGCAAAAUACAAUAAGCAUCAGUGUAGGCUAUUACAUUAAGAGACGUGCUUAACAACGCAUCUUGAUUCGUUCUUAUUAAAUGAAACAAGCGGCGCAGAUGUGGAUCACCAAGACUCCAACUGUCCAAUAUCACACGUCACAAGUUUGACAGCUUUAGAUCGUCAAAUCAGAUUGCUUGGAGAGAGGGGAUAGAGCUCAGGCUUUACUGCUACUGCAAAAUUAAGAUUAGUUAUAGUCUACUUACUCACCUCCCCCAACCCACACAGCAGUUCUCCUUACAGGUUCGGAGCGUUCCCCGAGCCCCACACGCGCCCUACUCCGUGUGGCCCUACCUUCACCAUGAGCACUGCCCUGACUUGUCAAGAUCUGAGCUUUGUAGGGGGCCAACUCUACAACUGCCCUUACCCAGCCCCAACGUCGGCAGACAGUGUUGACGUUUCCACGGUGACUGUGGCCUCCUUUUGGGCCGCUGGUCCCCCGGACGACACAGCAUGCCAGCACGAGCCAACACAGCGGGAACUCUACUCUUGCUUGGACUUUGGGACCUCUCGACCUGACCCAAUCUGGACUGACCACCUGUCACCACAUUUGCAGAGAAACAAGCAGCUUCAAGACACGUUGAUACAGAGAGAGGGGGAACUGGCAAGACUGCAUGAGGAAAAUAACAAACUCAAAGAAUUCUUAAACUCUUCAUUUGUGAAAACGUUGGAGGAAAAAACAAAGAGACUUCUCUCUGCUCAGAGUGGCGAUAGGAGGAGGAACCGGAAGCGGAAUUCCGAAAUCCAGAAUCUGCAUGGUGUUGGAGAAUUCCGGAACCUCAGUGCCAGUCAGCUUCUCCUUGGUUCUCAGGUGAAACGGACCUGCCGGAACUUGUCCCUGCAGUUCUGUUCAGAAGAGGAGCUAGCCAGCACCCCGCCUGUGGACCUGUGGAUCCUGCAGACCUUGGGCCUGAAGGACGAGGACACCAUCGAUACAACAUCCACUGAAUACAGCUUUAACUCCUCCAUUGACUCCCUCACCAAAUGCAGCACCAUCACAGACUCCUCUGGUGACUACUGCCAAACAACCGAUCAUAAAUCCACCGCUUAUGACACACCUACUGAUGGCCCUGGUCAUGGUGCCAGUGUAGGACUGUACACUGAUUACUGCUUUAACACCAACAGUGACUACAGUGUCUCUACAGACUCCGUCUCUAACUUCACUGGAACUGUGCCCUCUACUCCAUACAGCCCUAGCAUAGAAGUCACCCCCAAUUUCCAGGCCACCCCUUAUGAAGCCCCACUGCCCCAAUUAGUCAACACUCUCUCGUCAAUUGACCCAAUACAGCCAUUCAGGCCCAUCUUAGCCUCCUCUCCCAACCUGUCUCAGGACAGUAGUCCAGGGCUGUACCACACUCCCAGCCCUCACUACCGUAGCCCCUCCAGUCCUGUAGGGGGUGAUGUGACGACUCAGUACCCUGAACUGUCUACCCCUCGUGGCCGGACAGAGCUAGCUUUCAGCAUGUCCCUAAACCCUUCCAGCAGCGUCAGACUCAAGACACACAGCUUUCCUCAGGGACAGGCCUUCGUCCGCAAGGACACCCUGGGAGGCUGGAACUUCACCUGGGUCCCCAAACAAGGCCCAUAAGCCUCAUUUAUAUCCUACGGACAGACGCAAGACCUACAAUAAGCUAUGCAAAAUAGCGACCCUGCGUAGUUGCGUAGCAAGAGUAAGCAAACGUGCAGCCCCGUGAUUUGUAACAAGAUACAAAUAACUAGACGCAAAUACGCAGGAUCGCCAUUUUGCGUAGGUAACUAUGUUUGUGCAUAGGCCUGAAGGAAAAGCAUAAGAGGUGCUAAUCCAAAGGACGAUGGAUAACUUGCUGUUCUGAAAGAGAGAAUGACUGCCACAGAGACAAUUGCCCUUGUUGCGAUAAAACACUGUUAACCAUAGAAAAGUAAAACACUGCCCUGUACCCUUCAGCUGCAUACACAUAACUGGAAAAAACAGCCUUAAAGCAGCAGUGCAGUUUGGCAAAGUCACACUGCCUAGUACUUACAGCCUUGAGCACUUUGAACACUUCACCUGUACUGUAGAAUAACAACACGAAGUUUACAGAUAGUAAACAGGUUGUAAAAUGUAGCCUGUAGAAGUUGAUCAAAUUUACCUCUAAGCUAUAACAAUGUUAUUAAUGAGACAUUAAUAAGACAGCUGCCUGACAAAAGUGCCCGACAGAAGUCUACUAGUUUAAUUUGAAUGUGUAAAUAAUCCUACUACAUAUUAACCCUACUUUGAGUGUUAAUGACGUUAUAGGGAACAGAGUUUUUCUUAGUCAGUUCAAAUGGUCAGUGAAAACUUGUGAUGCUAGCAAUCAGGGCUCAAUCAAAUAUGGCACAGCAUCUGACCAGUACCCAAGGACACGCUCCCUAGAUUUACACCAUGGAUACACUAAUUUGACCAAAAGUAUGUGGACGCUGAUCGUCAAACAUCUCAUUCCAAAAUCAUGGGGAUUAAUGUGGAGUGGGUCUCCCUUUUGCUGCUAUAACAGCCUCCGCUCUUCUGGGAAGGCUUUCCACUAGACGUUGGAACAUUGUUGCGGGGACUUGCUUC
Messenger RNA from Oncorhynchus mykiss (rainbow trout), 3336 nucleotides. It is a transcript of the gene gmnc, whose product is annotated as geminin coiled-coil domain containing. Gene Ontology annotation, biological process: negative regulation of cell cycle; negative regulation of DNA replication. Gene Ontology annotation, cellular component: nucleus. The record is from RefSeq and is a predicted model, not a curated record. NCBI's taxonomy places the organism in Eukaryota, Metazoa, Chordata, Actinopteri, Salmoniformes, Salmonidae.